AUGAAUUAUGACAAAGCAUUGAAAAUCUUCUUAAACGCUCUUCCACCCGAUCACCCUGAUAUCGCCAACACAUAUAACAAUAUUGGUAUUGUGCAGCGGAACAAAGGUGAAUAUGAUUUAGCUUUGAUGAAUUAUGACAAAGGAUUGAAAAUCUUCUUAAAAGCUCUUCCACCCGAACACCCUGAUAUCGCCAGCACAUAUAACAAUAUCGGUGCGUUACACCAGAACAAAGGUGAAUAUGAUUUAGCUUUGAUGAAUUAUGACAAAGCAUUGAAAAUCAAAAUAAAAGCUCUUCCACCCGAUCACCCUGAUAUCGCCAGCACAUAUAACAAUAUCGGUGCGUUACACCAGAACAAAGGUGAAUAUGAUUUAGCUUUGAUGAAUUAUGACAAAGCAUUGAAAAUCUACUUAAAAGCUCUUCCACCCGAUCACCCUGAUAUCGCCAACACAUAUAACAAUAUUGGUGCGUUACACCAGUACAAAGGUGAAUAUGAUUUAGCUUUGAUGAAUUAUGACAAAGCAUUGAAAAUCAGAAUAAAAGCUCUUCCACCCGAUCACCCUCAUAUCGCCCAAACAUAUAACAAUAUCGGUGCGUUACACCAGUACAAAGGUGAAUAUGAUUUAGCUUUGAUGAAUUAUGACAAAGCAUUGAAAGUCAGAAUAAAAGCUCUUCCACCCGAUCACCCUGAUAUCGCCGACACAUACCGUAAUAUGGGACUCGUGCAUGAAGCAACUCGUGCUUGGCAAUCAGCAUUAGAAUAUCAUAACAAAGCAGCAGGAAUAAGACGCAAGUCAUUCGCAACAACGCAUCCGCAGAUGGUUACCACUGAGAGCGACAUUCGAAGAGUGAAAGCUCAACUAAAGUAG
Molecule: messenger RNA, 867 nt
Organism: Didymodactylos carnosus
Lineage: Eukaryota; Metazoa; Rotifera; Eurotatoria; Philodinida; Philodinidae
Source: the annotation of a GenBank genome assembly